Molecule: messenger RNA, 1549 nt
Organism: Podarcis muralis (Common wall lizard)
Lineage: Eukaryota; Metazoa; Chordata; Lepidosauria; Squamata; Lacertidae
Gene: PRND
Product: prion like protein doppel
Biological process (GO): protein homooligomerization
Cellular component (GO): membrane
Source: RefSeq, a predicted model, not a curated record
GAGAGAAGCUAACAGGGAAAGUAACACAAGUUUUGCUUGGAGCCUGUGGUCAGCUAGUGAGGCUUUUGGUGGUUGUUUUCUUUCUUUCUUUUUCCUUUUUCCACAGUAUGGGAGCGACCCCUGGGGAAAGUUUCUUGAUGCAUUUAGAACAGUGGCCGCAAAGUUGAGAGAUGGUGAAUGCUCAGACACAAAGGAUUGGCUAAACUUGACAUUGAAGGUUACCCCUCCUGCUGCUAUAUAUUCUGAGAAGCACAGGCUUUUUGAGCUUAGAGACACCUGCUCUUCAAAAAGAACAGAGCCUCAGAGAAGCCUACCAGAAACCAUCUACGGAAGAACUUUACGAUGCAGAGAAAACUGGCGGCAGCCGUCCUCUUUGCAGCCCUGUGCAUUUGUCUCUGCCGGAAAGUGGGCGUCUCCCCAUCUAAGCGGAACAAGAAGCCAUACACCAAGCGGCCUAGCAGGAUCACCUCACCUGUCCAGAAAUACCUGUGCCACGGGGGUCAAAUGAUUGACGGUGUGGAACUGCAGCCGAACGACACCGACUAUUACAGGGAUAAUUGGAAGGAUUUUCCAGACGGACUUUAUUACCCCAACUGUUCCUUGUAUCGAGAGCCUAACGUAAGCAAAGAAGCCCUGGUUGGCGAGUGUGUCAGUUUUGUAACGCCUUCAACCAAGUUGAACCUGUCUCUAGGAAAGGAUGCAAAUGACCCCAAGCAGAGAGUGAUGUGGUUCGUGAUUAACCACUUGUGUGCCAACGAAACAUGCAGUCAGCCGUGUCCGCAGCGCUCCAACACUGGAGCCCUCCGUUUUUCCAGUCAAGCCCUGAUUAUUGGCCUGCUUGGUCACUCUGUUCUUUCCACAAAAUAAAGUUGCAGGGUCCAAGCUCCUGAUAUGGAAGAUAGAGCCUUGUAGUUCCCUCUCCCCACCCCAGUCCAGAUCUAGCACUUUGGAUCGUCCCCAAUCUGAGCUGGGCUGACCCAAGGCUAACCCAGAUACAGGUCUGGAAUCACUCCGGGGUGGGGAGUCCUAAUGCUUAAUUAGGGUUUCAAGUCCUUGAAACAUUGCGUCUCCUCCUGCCCGCCCCGCUGCGUUAAUGAGGUUUUUAAAACUCUAAUUUUAAAAUAUGAUCUGUAGGGAGCUGGGGGAAGGAGGAGACACUGUGUCUCCUCCAUCUUCCAACCGCAGUGCAGAGAACCUUCUGCACAUCAGCUGAUGAGUGGAGGUUUCAAUGCAGCUGGGAGCUGCUCCACAGGGAAUGUGCUAGAAGAGCAGAGCUUGGAGAGGCUGCCAGCCUCGCCUCCUUUCCUACAACUGUCUGUCUGCCCUGCCUUUUGACAGCCCUGAAUCACUCCAGCUGGACCGACAUGAGGCAAUCCAGGGCUGUCCCAACAGCCAACCUAACCAAAGCCCAGAUCCCCCAGAAUUGGCAUGAUAUGGUUCAGGACCUGGGCUUUGACCGGUUCUGUUGCUCAGCCCUUUUUGUUGUUUAGUCGUUUAGUUGUGUCCGACUCUUCGUGACCCCAUGGACCAGAGCACGCCAGGCACCUCU